AUGCCCGCCGAUGACCUCGCUACCCAACGCGCCCUCUUCUCCCGGUAUCACGCCCUCCUCGACACCGAGACCCUCCUCACCGCCCAACACAACGAAACCACUCGUCGAACCGACCGCCUCGCGCAGCGCAAAGCUCGACUCCUCUCCACUCGCGAAGACCGGCAGGAAUAUGUCUCCGAUGAUGUGCUCGUCGAGAUCGCGCGGGUCUUGGAUAUCGAGGCCGAAGAGAGCUUGUUGAAAGUCAGGGACCGGACAUUGCGGGAGAUGCUUGGCGAGGUGAGACAGGAGGUGGCGCGUUUCUGCAAUGAGAAGAGGAGAGGAUAUUGGCGCCUGCAAUGUCAAGAUUCGGAAGUUGGAUGGAGUGCGAGGGAUCGGAGCAUGGCUCUGGGAUUGCUUGUUGUUCUCCUGUAUGGACUUGCAUGGGCAAAUCUCAUCGAGGAAGAGAUCGGCUCUUCGCUCGUUGCCUUUUCGCUCAUUGCGAUGUUUCAAUCGGUUUGGGCACGGCGGGAGUAG
This is a messenger RNA of Zymoseptoria tritici IPO323, 513 nucleotides long. RefSeq lists its product as uncharacterized. The record is from RefSeq and is a predicted model, not a curated record. The coding region runs from base 1 to 513 and encodes 170 amino acids. NCBI's taxonomy places the organism in Eukaryota, Fungi, Ascomycota, Dothideomycetes, Mycosphaerellales, Mycosphaerellaceae. The transcript is spliced from 2 exons.